This is a messenger RNA of Leucoraja erinaceus (little skate), 1786 nucleotides long. Its product is annotated as nuclear factor 7, brain-like. The transcript is spliced from 8 exons. Lineage: Eukaryota; Metazoa; Chordata; Chondrichthyes; Rajiformes; Rajidae. The coding region runs from base 27 to 1157 and encodes 376 amino acids. Gene Ontology annotation, molecular function: zinc ion binding. The record is from RefSeq and is a predicted model, not a curated record.
UUGAACCAGGAAGAGGAGGAGUUAAAAUGGCUUCGAAAGACCGGGUCGAGAGUUUAACCGAGGAGGUAGUUUGUCCCAUCUGCCUGGAUUUCUUCACCGAUCCGGUGUCACUGGAGUGCGGGCACAACUUCUGCCGCUCCUGUAUCACACAGAGUUGGGACAGGGAGAGGAGAAACUCCUGCCCGGAAUGUAGAGAGCAGUUUACAGACCGCACCCUCAGGGUUAGUUGGGCCUUGGCGAGACGGUCUGAGAAAGCACGAACACUGAGCCUGAAUCGGACAGAGAAGGAAAGUAAACUUCAGUGCGAGGAACAUCAGGAAGAACUGAAGCUGUUUUGUGAAACUGACAAGAAGCUGAUCUGUGUGAUUUGUGCAGCCGGGCGGGAACACGAGUCUCACAGCUUCAUGCCGGUUAAAGAAGCUGUUGAAACCUACAAGGAUCAGGUGAAAUCUUCCAUCCAGUCUCUUGCAGAAAAGCAAUCAGGGAUCCAGCAAAUGGAGCAGCAACAGAAACUGAAGAUUUCUGGAGUUCUGGAACAAUCACACAACCUUCAGUCCAAGAUCACAUCCCAGUAUGCUGAACUGCACCAGAUUCUCACUGAGAAAGAGCAGCGCGCACUGGCAGAUAUCCGGGAGGAAGAGAAGAAGAUUCUAAAUACAAUGGAGAAAAAUCUUGGAAAGAUUCAAGAGAAUUUAAAUUCCAUUCAGGAGGAACUCUUAAAGUUGCAGCAACAGAUGGAUCAAAAAGACAGUGUGGUGUUUCUGAAGGAGGAAGCUGGUCGCAAGCGAAGGGUUUGUGAUGAAGCCAAACCAUUGACGGUGGUAGAUGAAGCCUUGCCGAUUGAAAAGUUUCAUUGCCCUGUUUCAUUCAACACGGCAUGCAAAGAAAUUUGUGAUGACUUCAAGUCCUACCCUGCACUACAGUUUGGUGAAGUGAAAGUGCACAGUCAGAAAAUGGAGAACACUAAGCACAAGCGAAGGGUUCGUAAUAAAGCCAAACCACUGUCGGUGGUAGAUGAAGCCUUGCCGAUUGAAAAGUUUCAUUGCCCUGUUUCAUUCAAUACGACAUUCAAAGAAACAUCUGAUGACUUCAAGCAAGGCAAAUCAGAUCACUUCCAAAAGACGUGGUCUGCAUUUAUCGACUUACUACAAGUAUAAGGUGCAACAGUACUCUGAAAAGAAAUGGUUUCAGGACCUGGUAAGGGGGGAUGAAAAAUACGAGGUUGGUAAAUUCCUUUCUGCUCUGUCUUCUUAUUAGAGCUUUUGUUUCUUUUUCUCUUUUUUCUUUUCUACGGCCUAUUUCUUAACUUUUUUCUCUAACUCUUCGCGUAAUGGCUCUUUUUUCUUGAUCACUUUUUCACACAAUCACCACUCUUUCUCUCUUUCGUUACUUUUUUCUCUUUUGAAAGCUUAAGAAAUGAAGUGGUACAAGAAAUGUAAUACGUUAUAUUUGGCUUGUAUUAACGUAAUGUACUUCUAAAAAAAAAAAAUUGGUUAAAUAAAAUAAAAAUAAUGAUAAUAAUUUUACUGGAGCAAAAAUAAAAUAUCUUUAUAAAGCAUCUUUAGGGUGGCAUUGUGACGUAGUACAAAAAGAGUGAACACGUACAGCACCUGAUUCAGGGACAGUUUCUUCCCAGCUGUUAUCAGGCAACUGAAUCAUCCUACCACAACCAGAGAGCAGUCCCGAACUACUAUCUACCUCUUUGAUGACCCUUGAUCAAACUUUGCUGGCUAUACCUUGCACUAAACGUUAUUCCCUUAUCAUGUAUCUGUACACUGUAAAUGGA